Messenger RNA from Plasmodium reichenowi, 1288 nucleotides. RefSeq names its product calcium-dependent protein kinase 2. Gene Ontology annotation, cellular component: nucleus; cytoplasm. The transcript has a single exon. The record is from RefSeq and is a predicted model, not a curated record. Lineage: Eukaryota; Apicomplexa; Aconoidasida; Haemosporida; Plasmodiidae. The annotation marks the transcript as partial. Gene Ontology annotation, biological process: protein autophosphorylation; peptidyl-serine phosphorylation; intracellular signal transduction. Gene Ontology annotation, molecular function: calcium-dependent protein serine/threonine kinase activity; calmodulin binding; ATP binding.
AUGGGAAAUCACUUAUCAGUAAAUAAAUUAAAAAGGAAAAAAAAAAAAAAAAACUUUUUAAAUAUAUAUGGAAAAAAUACUAAUGAAAAUACAAAUAAACAAAGUAAUGAUUAUAAAUAUGAUAUAAAUAGUAGUUGUAUAUCAAGAGAAGGUACAACAACAUUAGAAAGGAAAAAUUUAAUAUUAUGUCAUUCCGGAAAAUUAGAAGAUAAAUAUAUUAUUGAUGAAAAAUUAGGACAAGGUACAUAUGGUUGUGUAUACAAAGGUAUAGAUAAAGUUACAAAUCAAUUAUAUGCUAUAAAAGAAGAAAAAAAAGAUCGAUUGAAAAAUAUAAAUCGUUUUUUUCAAGAAAUUGAAAUUAUGAAAAAAUUAGAUCAUCCAAAUAUUGUAAAAUUAUAUGAAACAUAUGAAAAUGAUAAUUAUAUAUAUUUAAUUAUGGAAUUAUGUUCAGGUAGAGAAUUAUUUGAUAGUAUUAUUGAGAAUGGAUCAUUUACGGAAAAAAAUGCUGCGACUAUAAUGAAGCAAAUAUUUUCAGCCAUAUUUUAUUUACAUUCUUUAAAUAUUGUACAUCGUGAUUUAAAACCUGAAAAUUUUUUAUUUCAAAGUGAAAGUAAAGAUAGUUUAUUAAAAAUUAUAGAUUUUGGUUUAAGUAAAAAUUUAGGAACAGGAGAAUUUACAACGACUAAAGCAGGAACACCAUAUUAUGUUGCACCUCAAGUAUUAGAUGGGAAAUAUGAUAAAAAAUGUGAUAUCUGGUCUAGUGGUGUUAUUAUGUAUACACUUUUAUGUGGGUAUCCACCAUUCUAUGGUGAUACAGAUAAUGAAGUUUUAAAAAAAGUUAAAAAAGGAGAAUUUUGUUUUUAUGAAAAUGAUUGGGGAAAUAUAUCUUCUGAUGCGAAAAACUUAAUAACAAAAUUAUUAACAUAUAAUCCAAAUGAAAGAUGUACUAUCGAAGAAGCUUUAAAUCAUCCAUGGAUAACACAGAUGACUAAAAGUCAUGAACAUGUAGAAUUAUCUUCCACUUUAUUAAAAAAUCUUAAAAAUUUUAAAAAGGAAAAUGAAUUAAAAAAAAUUGCAUUAACUAUUAUAGCCAAACAUUUAUGUGAUGUUGAAAUUAAUAACUUAAGAAAUAUAUUUAUAGCUCUUGACGUUGAUAAUAGUGGAACUUUAUCAUCUCAAGAAAUUCUUGAUGGCUUGAAAAAAAUAGGAUACCAAAAAAUACCUCCAGAUAUUCACCAAGUACUUAGAGACAUUGAUUCAAACGCCUCAGGUCAAAUACAUUACACAG